Molecule: messenger RNA, 2022 nt
Organism: Penicillium chermesinum
Lineage: Eukaryota; Fungi; Ascomycota; Eurotiomycetes; Eurotiales; Aspergillaceae
Exons: 2
Coding region: 1-2022 (673 amino acids)
Source: RefSeq, a predicted model, not a curated record
AUGCUGGACUGGAUGAAGGGGGAAGGCGCUGAUGCCGGUAUGUUCACUACUCUCCAGACCAAGGCUCCGCUGACCAUGAAUGCUGGUGAAGACACCUCGAAGGUGCUAGAGCCUCCCGAAACCCCGGCGCCCGUGUUCGCUCUGCGCGCCUUCAAAAGUGCUAUCUUUGGCACCCCCGGUGCUGAGGAUGACGAGAAAACCCCGCGACCGGCCAAACCAAGACAAGAACCUCACCAGCGCAGCAAGAGCGAGCCUUUUAAACCCGAGCCGAUCGAGGCACCCGAGCUCAAACCAGACUCGGACGACGCGACGGGCAAUCUCUCAGGCACCAUUUCCAACCGGCGCAAAACGGUUUCCUUCGGCGAGGGCGUCGUCGAUAAUGAAGGCAAGCGAGAGUCGCCGAGCAAAUCGAGAACGCCCCAGCCAUCUGGUAGCCUGAGUGUGCAAUGGAUGUCUGGAUCUGCAGAUGGCAAGCGCAGCAAACUUACGCAGUCACUCAUUGAUGCUCGGGAAAACACGUCCACCAAGCCUACCCUCACGACACCUCCUGACCCGUCGCCGAAUCCCAGCUCUGCGACGCGCUCGGAAGACGAAGCUGGGGCAGAGGACAUCACGCUCAACUUGGACGAGCCGCGCUCGGAGUCAGGGAAAUACUGGAAAACGGAAUUCGAUAAUUACCGCAUGCGCACCAAUCGCGAGAUUAAGAAGUUGGUACACUACCGGUCGGUCUCGAAGUCGUAUGCGCGCAAAAAAGACGAUGAAGCGCUUCGCCUGAUGCAGAAGCUCAAGGAGGAGGAAGAAAGGGUCGCGGAGAUGGAGCGACAGGUGACGCAUCUUGCUGCGAGUGUUUUGGGAGAGGAUUCGAAAAGUGACAAGGAGCAGUUGAUCAAAGAUUUGACCAAGCAAACCGCAUUGGCUUUGCAGUACAAACAACAGGUCACGUCUUUGCGCGCCACACUAGAAAAGCAAGGUGUAUUCGAGGGAUCUGGAUCAUCCGGAGCUGACUCAAAGGAGAGAAAAGAUGAGACCUCGUUGGCGCAGACCCCAGAUGAACUGCGUAAUAUCCAACAAGAAUUAAAGCAAGCUAAUUCCAAGCUUGAAGAAUUGGAGCAAAAGAACCCGGAUCUCAGCAAGCUCCAAAAUCUAGCUCAGAGCUCUGAAAAGAAAGCCCAAGAGCUAGAAAAAGAGAACACAUCUCUCAAACUGACCCUGGCGCGUGUGAAACAGGAGAUGUCACAAUACGAAGGCCGGCGCAAGGAAAAAGAGGCCAGACUCAAGCAAAGAGAGAUAAAACUUGAAGCCCGCGUCCAAGAGUACCGUGCUCGUCUCAAAGCCACCAACCAGGAGCACCGACAGUCGGAAGAAGCCCUCCGCAAGGAAUUCGAAGCAGAGCGCCGGCGCAUGCAAUCCCAAAUCGACCAGCUCAAGACACGAGUCAUAGCAGUCGAACAGGGCCCCAUCCUCCGACCCCAGCAACGAACUUCCUUGAGCCCUCGAAAGGCAUACACAGGCAUCCAAAUACACGACUUCGCAGAAGACCCCACUGUCGACAUCGAAACAACAGAUGACAUGGACGCACCUCCAAGCCCUAGCCCUCGCUCCAAGGGCCGCGACCUCCGACAAUACCGCAACGCUACAACAGGCGCCCUGGAUAUGAAGCGCACCUCUCGUGAAAUCGCCGCGGACGAUGACGAAGUCACGCACUACCUGAACGAGAUCCUGCCCAGAAGUGCAACCCACCGAGACAAAGACAUCAUACCCCCUUCAUCACCCCCCAAUAUCUCCGUGUCUCCCAUGAAGGCCCUGAACCCCGGAUACCCACGACAUGCGAACCGAGAUGAUGAGAUCGAUGUCCUGCGCUACCGCCCGAUUCACCGGGAUACGGACGCAAGCACCGCCCGGCGAAUACGCACCGCCCUCGCGCCCACAUCAAGUCCACAUUGGACUCGAUCACAGGCCCGCGCGGGUAUACCAUCGCGGGGGAUCGAUCGAGUAAAACUCGAGCUGGCCUCGCUGAUCUGA